AUGGCCGAGAUGGCCCGGCUCAACGAGCUGACGGCGCAGAUCGCACAGAUGCACCAGCAGAUGGACUACUGGCGGGGCCAGGAGCGCCGCACCGCCGCGAUGCUCGAGGCGGCCAUGGCCGACAUGGCCGGCUACACGCGGCGCGGCCGGCUGCCGGACCCGGUCGUCUCGGCCGCCGUCAACAACCACUCCAUCGCGCUCAACCGGAUCCGCGCCAACAUGGAGAGCCUCCAGCGGCGCAGGACGGCCGCCGAGGGCGAGCACAGGGCGCUGGCGCAGAGGAUUCGGGGGCGGGGGUAA
Molecule: messenger RNA, 300 nt
Organism: Cordyceps fumosorosea ARSEF 2679
Lineage: Eukaryota; Fungi; Ascomycota; Sordariomycetes; Hypocreales; Cordycipitaceae
Exons: 1
Coding region: 1-300 (99 amino acids)
Source: RefSeq, a predicted model, not a curated record